AAAAUGAAUAUUAACGUAAUGUUAGAUGAACCUUUAACAAGUAAUAGUUGCGUAAAACUCGUAAUUGAGCUUCUAAAAUAUAUUUUAUAUCAAAAACAACAAAUACCUUUUACGUACGAUUCAUUGUCUCAAUUAAAAAUGAAACCAACUGACAGAAAUUCGACUUCUAUAAGAACAUUAAUAAAUUCUUUAAAAAGUACGUCAGAGCAAUUAAAUACGCAAUUUCAUCUUAAAGACUGCAAAAUUAAAGAAAUUGCUAUACUCAUUGGUGCUACAAUACUGUCACCAAAAUUGCUUAUCAGAAUCGAAUUUCCAUUCAAUAUUCUUAGUAGCAAAGAACAUUUGGAAUGUAAACAUGCUUCUAGGAAAUUUCUAUUAAGCUUAAUGAGGUCAAUGUUGGAAUGUUCUGAAUUUCAAGAUGCAUUAACUUUACCAUUAAAUCCGACAAAUACCUUUGUACUUAUACACAAAAGUGACAGUAAUUCAGUGUCAGAGUUUUUUUUACCUAAACCGCAAUAUUUGCCUCCCAUUCAAACUUCAAAUUAUUUUGUCAUUAAAUUACAGCACAAUGAUGAAAUAAAAAUUAACUGUAAUUGUAUAAAUAUAGUGAAAGUUUACAAUGAAGUAUCUGAAUCUAAGACUAACGUAGACAAAGACAUAGAAUUUUUAAAUAAUUCAAGUAUAUGCAUUACACAAGUUCCCUACCAAUGGUACCAAUCCAGAGAAGUAAUUAAAGGAUUUAAAUUUUUAAGAUGA
Molecule: messenger RNA, 756 nt
Organism: Eufriesea mexicana
Lineage: Eukaryota; Metazoa; Arthropoda; Insecta; Hymenoptera; Apidae
Product: MAD2L1-binding protein
Exons: 2
Coding region: 4-756 (250 amino acids)
Biological process (GO): regulation of exit from mitosis
Cellular component (GO): nucleus
Source: RefSeq, a predicted model, not a curated record